Molecule: messenger RNA, 209 nt
Organism: Striga hermonthica
Lineage: Eukaryota; Viridiplantae; Streptophyta; Magnoliopsida; Lamiales; Orobanchaceae
Source: the annotation of a GenBank genome assembly
GAGAGCGUUUGCAGGUACCAAAAACCAAAAGCAUAAUCUCCACAUUCUUAAGCGAAUUUCAUCAUUUUGAGCAUUACAAUAACAUGCCAGUUGGAUACAUCGCCAUGCAUAAGUUUAAGACCAACGAGCCGGCCAUGGGGCAGGGCCAGCGGGGCGGCCGCCCAGGGCCCAAAAAUCUUGAGGGCACCAAUUUUUAUAUAAUGUUUUAA